Molecule: messenger RNA, 1281 nt
Organism: Abrus precatorius (Indian licorice)
Lineage: Eukaryota; Viridiplantae; Streptophyta; Magnoliopsida; Fabales; Fabaceae
Product: mitogen-activated protein kinase kinase kinase 18-like
Exons: 1
Coding region: 46-1281 (411 amino acids)
Biological process (GO): protein phosphorylation
Molecular function (GO): ATP binding; protein kinase activity
Source: RefSeq, a predicted model, not a curated record
UUCUGCACUAAACAAAACCUUUGAUAUUUUCUUUUCUUUCCAAACAUGGUGUGGAACAGAGGCCACACCAUAGGCCACGGAUCAACUGCCACCGUCUCCAUCGCCACGUGCUGCGGCGGCGUCUUCGCCGUCAAGUCAUCGGAGCUAUCUCAAUCAGAGCCUUUAAAGAAAGAGCAAACAAUUCUAUCUUCUCUAAGUAGUCCUUAUGUGGUUACAUACAAAGGGUGUGACAUUACCAUGGAGAACAACAAGCUUAUGUUCAAUUUCUUCAUGGAGUACAUGCCCUUUGGCACCCUUCUUCAGGCGACUCGCCGGCACGGUGGGCGGAUAAAGGAACCGGUGAUCAAAUGCUACACAAGGCAAAUUAUGCAAGGGCUAGAGUACUUGCAUUCAAAAGGGUUGGUGCAUUGUGACAUCAAGGGUGCCAACAUCUUAAUUGGUGAAGAUGGGGCUAAAAUUGGAGAUUUUGGGUAUGCCAAGGGUGCUGCCGAUGCAGCUGCGCCGAUCUGUGGCACGCCUAUGUUUAUGGCGCCGGAGGUGGCGCGUGGGGAGGAACAAGGGUGUCCUAGUGAUGUUUGGUCACUUGGAUGCACUGUGAUUGAAAUGGCCACUGGUAGUGCACCAUGGCCUAAUGUGGCAGACCCUUUUUCAGUGCUUUAUCACAUUGCAUAUUCUGGUGAGGUUCCUGAGAUUCCUUGUUUUCUAUCUGAGGAAGCUAAGGAUUUCUUGGGGAAGUGUUUGAGGAGGAAUCCUCAAGAGAGAUGGACAGCCAGUGAACUUUUGAAGCAUCCAUUUCUUGGGGAAUUUUGUUCCAAUAGCAAUAAGCAAGUUCUGGAGUCUAAUUCAAGUUCCCCAAAAAGUGUUCUUGAACAAGGCUUUUGGAGUUGUGUGGAAGAAUCAGAAAACUUUGGAAAUUUCGUUCACACAAAAAGUUUUGAAAUUUCAGCUAUUGGAAGGGUGAGAAGUUUAGCUUUGUGUUCAGGGGUGCCAUGUUGGGCACGGCAUCAUGAUGAUGGUGAUGAUGAUGAUUGGAUCACAACCAGAAGGAAUGAGGGAGGGGUUGAAGUUGAAGGUUUUGACAAUUGUGGGUCAGAGACAGCUUCUACUACUAGUGAUGGGUUGGCCCCGAAGAGGUUGGUAAAAAGCAAUGUCAGUGGUAGAAUUAGUGGACAUGUUCGUCAGGAUCACAUAUGUAUGAGUGCUAGUGUUGUAGUUAGUGAUCUCAAUUUUGACAGAGGCAUUGCUAAGAUGCCAUUCCCUUCAAUAAUAGAUUCUUUAUAA